AUGCCAUUGUUUGACAGAGAAAAUUUCUUGAGCAGGAUUAGAAAUCCAAUGCCAAAGGAAGCGGAUUUGAACGAUGAUCCCAGGCUAAGUCUGUUGGUGGCCCAGGCUCUUUUGUUUGUUGGCAGUACUUUUGUGGAUAUGGACGUUAUUCAUGCGAUGGGGUUUGCAUCCCGACCAGCAGCGCGCACCUGUUUAUAUCAGCGAGCCACCCUGCUCUACGAUUUCAAAGUUGAGCCAAAUCCUGUCGCCAUACUGCAAUCGCUGCUCCUUUUGACGUAUUGGGUCGAAAUGGACGAUCAAAGAGGACCAUGGCACUGGAUCCAUGCAGCCGUUUCGCAUGCACAGACGAUGGAUCUCUAUGGAAAGAUUGUUAAAUCUUCGGGUAACCACUCGGAGAUCAAAAUGCUGCGAAGAUUAUGGUGGUGCUGUUUCAUGAGAGAAACAAUCAUUGCAGUGGGUAUACGGUGCACGACGUUGCUCAGAAUCGACGAGUACGACAUAACACCACUCAACCUUGAUGAUUUCGAUUUCCCCAGCUCACCUGAAGAUCAGUCCUGCGGAACCACAGAGAAGGAUCGCAUAUUGGCAAUUAUUACUGUUGAAAUGGCCAGACUCUGUUCUUGCAUCAACCGGACGCUUUCAGCCCGGUAUUCAACAACGAUUAUCUGUCGUGCAAACACUUUACUAUCACAAAUGUCAGAACCUCUUACUCCCCAUGGUGUCAUGACUUUCGAAACAAAUGAUUGUGCGGCGCAAUUGUCGGGGUGGUUGCAUGAUCUAAGGGAAGAAGCGCGGUGGACGAAGAAGGACGAAGAGCUCUCUACAGUGGCCGACUCAAGUCUGACACUCCACAGAAUAAUGCUGCAGAUGACAUAUUUCACCGCAGUCAACGACCUCUACCGCUCUCAAGUCUACCCAUCGGCAGAGGAGCAAUAUUUGGCCCGGGGCAUCAAUGAUAAAGUGCGCCAGCAGUACCGCAAAAUACUCUUUCGUGCUGCAGAGAGGACCGCGGCACUGGCCGAAGCCGUGUUCCGUCACAAUCUGAUGAGAUAUAUGCCUUCCUCUAGUACCUCCGUUCUUCUUCCUUCCAUCGUCGUCCAUGUUCUGCGAAUCCGAGAGUGUCCAGAAAUUGCAGAUGUCGGAACCAUUCAGGGUCUCUUUUCCUGUCUUCGGCUCAUGGAGGCUCUCACAGAGAAGUACAGCUGCGCUAAGCGCGCCAUGAACUUCUUGGAACCGGGUCUGGAAGCUAUCCGUAGAGAAAGUUCUGUGGAGUUCGAGAAAGACCGCUCCUGUGAGGCGCAGCUGUUGCCACGGAGUUACACGAACAGCUCGCCAUCGCCUUACCGGUCUGGGGUCAUGCUGGAAACCUUCGAUCAGAGUGCAAGCAUAGACACAGAAUCAACUGUUGGACAGUUUGAAAAGGCUAAUGGUGAAAUAUCCGCCUUAAGGACUGUUCGGCCUGACGUACGAACAUGGGCGGGAGCAAUUUCAACGCAUCUCACGGGGUCUGUCGAUAAUGCUGAUGUCAACAUGCAACAGACACCUACCGCUUUUCGGACCGUGAACCAAGGUAGCGACGGCACAGACAACCAGAUUCUUUGUGGUGAGGGCUUUGAUCAGGCUUUGGCUCACUCCGCCUCCUCUUUCUUGGGAUGCAUUGAUGAAAGCUCCUUUCCCAACAAUACUGGAGAGGAUUUUGCAGAAGAUGAGGAUGGAUCCAUGCCGUGGAUACGUUGGCUAGAACUCGGGGAUGACACUCUAAUACUGUGA
Molecule: messenger RNA, 1770 nt
Organism: Cladophialophora immunda
Lineage: Eukaryota; Fungi; Ascomycota; Eurotiomycetes; Chaetothyriales; Herpotrichiellaceae
Exons: 3
Coding region: 1-1770 (589 amino acids)
Biological process (GO): DNA-templated transcription
Molecular function (GO): DNA binding; zinc ion binding
Source: RefSeq, a predicted model, not a curated record